Molecule: messenger RNA, 875 nt
Organism: Sphaeroforma arctica JP610
Lineage: Eukaryota; Ichthyosporea; Ichthyophonida
Exons: 1
Source: RefSeq, a predicted model, not a curated record
CUUGAUUGUGGGUGUACGGAUGGUCUUAGCCACAACAUACACGUACACUCAGUCAAAAUUGGUAUCUCAGCACGAACGAUGACCGUUAUAGACAUCGGCUUCAGGUGACACUCCCUGAACAGUUGGUUAAGCACUAACUAGUCCAUGGCACUGAAUGACUUUUAGCCAUACAGGCAAGGUGUACGAUAUGUGAUCAGUGGUGUGCAGGAACGCAAAUACUCGAUAGUGAUAUUAUUAUAUAUCAUAUAUCACAAGGCUCGUAGAAACUGUGACAAACGAUAAUAUCUCUCAUAUUCCUCUGGUCUUUGGUUACCCUUAUUAGUGCGUUUACCAUAUAGUAGGUAAUCGUACUAUCAUGGCGCAAGAAGGUGUCGGCAUGUCCACAGCCAAAGCCGACAAGAAAAGCGAUCUGAACUUCCAGUUUUUCUCGGAGCACAAUGAUACGGACGGUUCAUUCAGUGUUCUGGCAGAACUGGGACUUGACGACGACGACGAUAGCAUAGUAACUAGUGCUAUCAACAACACCAGUGACACGGGACCACUGCCAAGAUCAUUGCCGAAUUUUGAAAGUGCUGACGACAUGGUACACUUAAGGCAGGCAAAUAGGAACAUAAACAGUCACAGUGCGAAUAGCACAAUGGCAAGUGACAGGGCUGGGGAUAGAGAGUCAUCAGAUGUUAUGAGUAAAUCAGGUAUAGCUGGCAGGCACUCAACUGGUAAUACAACAAAGCCAGGUGGAAGACCCAAAGCCGGCUCGGAAGGUUCUGUCACGAUGACGCGCAAUAGGACUUUGUCCUCGGGACUUACACCAAAGAUAUCUAUAUCGGAUCAUGGAAGUGGUGCAGCCGACAGCGUUAUUGAUGCUGUACAAGUAU